GCCUGGAGCCCGACACCCUGGAGAAGAUUUGCCUCCAGGCGUCGGGGCUGAUCAGCUGUGAGUGGUGCAGCGUGCGGAAACUUCCAGUCUUGUUCUUUCAGACGACUCAGGAGGAGUGCGUCCGCCUGCGCGAGCAGCUCAACAUGUCACAGGAGGAGGGGGGCCAGUGGUACGACUGCGCAGGAGACCACACGGACGAGAAGUUCAUCGUCCUGAUCUUCGAGAACGGCCUGGUGAUGAACGAGCAGAUCAUCCUGGAGGACAUCCUGGGAGAGAUCGGCAAGACCAACAACCUGAGCAACUUCCCCGCAAAGCUCACGUUCGAGGAGGCAAACAUCCGGCUGGUCAACUACAACAAGGCGUCCAAACAGAAGGAGGAGAAGAAGACCGCUCAAAGCCCUUCAAAAGUUGCCCAUGUCUCCCUGGUUACCAAGGUUACCCCGGUGACCCCGGUCACCAUGCCGACGAGAACACGCAUGGCCACGCGCCAGCACAGCAGCACCUACGAUGACGGCGGCGAAGAGGAGGAAGACAUGACGGACCUGCAGCCCACCUUCUCCGGACCGAUCAUCAAGUUGAUGGUGUACCCGCCUCCUCCAGCCAAAGGAGGCAUAUCGGUCACCAACGAAGACCUCCACUGCCUUAACGAGGGAGAAUUCCUCAACGACGUCAUCAUAGACUUUUAUUUAAAAUAUUUAGUUUUAGAGAAAUUGAAAAAAGAGGACGCACAAAGAAUCCACGUCUUCAGCUCCUUCUUCUACAAGAGGUUGAACCAGAGAGAGCGCAGGACCGUCCCGGACGCCGCCAACCUGCCAAUCCAGAAAAGGAAGCACAACAGGGUAAAGACGUGGACUCGGCACGUCGACCUUUUCCAGAAGGACUUCAUUUUUGUUCCCAUCAACGAGUCGGCCCACUGGUACCUCGCGGUCAUCUGCUUCCCGGGCCUGAAGAGUCCGGCGUUCGAGCAGAACCCGCUCUACCACAGCCGGUUUCCAGCCUCCACCUCGACCUCCAACCCCCCCUCAGAGGAGAUCAUCCCAGAUCACUGUCGCCCUCUGUCCCCGGACAGAGACGGUGUGGACAGCUCCUCAGAGGACCGGUUGUUACCCGGCUUCCUCCAGAGUCCAGAGGGUCAGAGCGACGGUGACCUCGCUAACGAGAACUCGACCUUGGCGGGGAGACAAGAGCCUUCAAACACUGUGUCGGCGGCGGGGUCGCGUAACGGACCGACGGACGCAGAGCAACCGUACACGAGUGAGUUGCACAGAAUCAGCGUUUGUUACGGUUCAGGAAAACGAGACGACGACACCUUCACCUUCUCUGACGACCAGAGCUCCUGUCAGGAUGAGUGCAGCGAGGACGGGACUGAAGACGCCGUCGCCUCAGACGCCUCCACCCUGGUGUCCAAACAAAACCUCUGCAGACAGCCUUGUAUCCUCAUCAUGGACUCUCUGCGAGGUCCGGCUCGGUCGACUGUGGUGAAAACGCUCCGAGAGUACCUGGAGGUGGAGUGGGAGGUGCGUAAAGGGACUCAGAGGAGUUUUGGGAAGGAUGUGAUGAAGGGCUCGAGCCCACGUGUGCCUCAGCAGGAUAACUUCAGCGACUGUGGAGUCUACAUCCUGCAGUAUGUGGAGAGCUUCUUCGAGAAUCCCAUCCCGAGUUUCCACCUGCCCGUGAACCUGUCCGAGUGGUUUCCUCAGCAGCGGAUGAAGACGAAGCGUGAGGAGAUCAAGGAUCUGAUCCUGAGGAUUAAAGAGCAACAGGAAGUGGACAAAAGGGAGUCGGACCAGGUCGAGGCGCCAACCGGCUCUUCUGAAGAGCCCGAGAUCGAAGAGACUUCUGGGUCCACGGAGCGGCCUUCAAACUUUCCCAUCAGCCCCUAAACCCCACCACCACCACCUUCCUCUUCCUGUUUUAUCCUCGGUCACUCUGGGGGUUCAGUGAGAGUGGGGGCGGAGCCUGAUUGUACGCUGCUGGUUUCACGUCUCGGUUGUCUAAAAACGGUCCCUUAACUUCCCUCCAUCACCACAGACAUGAAACACCUUUAAAUUUGUAUGGAAUAAAAAGUGUAAAUAUGCUGGAGUUCUCCCACUGCCUUUGUAAUUUUACCGUCUCCUGACUCAGUCGUGAAGCGGCCCCCGUUAAGUUAUGUUUUCAUCCAUGUUCUUCUCUCCGGGAGAGGAUCCAUCGCAGAAGAAACUGCGGCGCUCUUGCAUCCUUAUUUUGUAUGCUUUCUAGUUGUGUAGAGGAAAAAGAACAAAGACUCUAAAAGAAACUGAAUAGAAGACGUUGCUGUUCUUUGUAAGUUAUCGAUCCACGUGUCUGGAAUAAAAAAAAAAGAAAAGAAAAGCGUUUUCCUGAAGUUUGACUUCCAGGUCACGGGUCUCAGACGUAGCUCAGUGCUUGUUGUGUCUCUUCCAUGUGGAGUGGAUCCAUUUCAGCAUUAAAAGAAACACAGAUGCAAGAAGCACUUCUUUGGACUUAAGAGUUUGAUUUGUGCUGUCUGGGAAGUUUCUGUCGUUUUUUUUAAUGUUUAUUUCUCGGCCCUGAGAUGUUUGGAGACUAAAAGAGUUCAUUUCAAAGUGCUGAUUGUUUCAGAUUUUAUAAAUGUAAAGGGAUUAAAAAUGAAACGAGCCAAAAGAUAUACGAGGGAAGAGCCUCAUGUUGAAGAAGAGAAUCGAUUUAAAGGCAGACUGAGAAAGAUUUGUUUUAAAAAAAAAAAAACCCAAGAAAAAGUU
Molecule: messenger RNA, 2738 nt
Organism: Labrus bergylta (ballan wrasse)
Lineage: Eukaryota; Metazoa; Chordata; Actinopteri; Labriformes; Labridae
Source: RefSeq, a predicted model, not a curated record